Linum trigynum is the source of this 4951-nucleotide messenger RNA. The record is from the annotation of a GenBank genome assembly. Lineage: Eukaryota; Viridiplantae; Streptophyta; Magnoliopsida; Malpighiales; Linaceae.
GAGAUUCUAAGCCAACAUAUAAACAAUGACCAUGGGUUGAGGUUUAGUCUAAACGUCAAGAAUUAACAAUUGAUACUAUUGUAUAAUAUACUAAAUUUAAGUGUGUUGAUAAAAAAAACUAACAUCCAAAAUGAAAAUGAGUCGAGAUUAGAUAAUUUUAUCAUCACGAGUGCUACAGUGUGUGUGUGUCAAGUUUCAAUAUGGUUGAAUAAAUUUAUCCAAUAAUGAAAGUAUCUUUACAACAUUGGUCGAGACUCGAGAGUUCGUCCAAACUCGAGGAUCAUGAAUGUGUAUUGGAUUUCGAAAUGAAAUAAAAUCCCAAUCCCUUUCGGGGGCUAAAUACCCAUGAUCACAACCAUAGGUUCCAAAGAGGAAUGAAAAGAAGCCCAAAGAAAGCAAACCCCCCCCCCCCCCCCCCCCCCCCUCCAAUACGAUGAACAGAAUAAAACCAUAUCGAGUUAUGAUCCUGUCAUCCCUAGCCUUUUAUUCUCCAUAAAGGAGGAUGUGGGAGAGGAUAAGAAAUAAAUAGUAGGAUCUAAGGAUUUGUCUUUUUAUAUAUUACAUAUCGAACGAUAGACAACCCCAAUGGUUGUCUGACGUUAUGGGGGUAAAAGCGAGAUCUCUAUCCCGGGGGUGGGGGAUAGGCAAGUAGCACUUUUAUUCUUUUAAUAUGAGUAUUUGGCGAGAUAGGAUAUAGGUCUGAUGAAGUAUCUGGAUAUUUUUUAGUCUACUAUAGAUACACACACACAUACAUAUAUAUAAUAUCAAGGGGUGAGUUCUACAGUACCUAGGGUGAAAUUCAGGGUACCACAUACCUUGAGUAUGAAAACGUUAUCAAAACCUUGAAUUGACUGAUCUUUCGGACAUGAUACUAUACUCCAACCCUUAGAGAUCAAAAUCUAUGUUUUAAUUCUCUAAAUCUUAUACCCCAAGAUCAAUUUAAUUAGAAACAAUGAUCGACGAUUAUGAUUCGUCCAAAUAUAGGCAAAAAUUGAAUGCACCAUCUUAGAGUUUAUAGUUUAUAAUUUUGAUAAUUAGGACCUAGGAUUCACUCAUUAAGGGUUAGAGUAUAUUAUUCGGCCCAAAAAUUCUGCUAAUUCGAGGUCUCGAUAGCGUUUUCAUACUUAAGGUAUGCGGUACCAAGAUUUCACCCGGGUAUCGUAGACACCCCCCAAUAUCAAGGUAUACUAUACUUUUGAUUUUACUCAAGAUACGAUAGAAGAUAGGUAUGAAGAAGUAUGUGCAUAAAUUAGAGGUUAGAGAAUUAAGGAUUGGAGUUAACCUAUUAGAGGUUAGGAUAUAGUAUCAUCCCCCAAAAAACUUUGGUUAAUUCGGGAUCUAAAUAGUAAAACUCAAUGGUCGUAUGGUAGUGUGAACACAAAAGUAUAGCGUACUCCUAGCGCACGCUAGCUUGAACUAUAUAUAUAUAUGGUGCCUUCUACGGUACCCUGGGUGAAAUCUGGGGUACCGCAUACCUUGAGUAUGAAAACGCUAUCUAAACCUCGAAUUAGCAAUAUUUUUGGACAUGAUACUAUACCCUAACCCUUAAUGAGUGAACCCUAGGUCCUACUUAUCUAAAUCAUAAACUAUAAACCCUAAGAUGAUGCAUUGAUUUUUUUGCCUAUAUUUGGACGAAUCAUAACGGUCGAUUAUUGUUUCUAAUUAAAUUGAUUUUGGGGCAUAAGAUUUAGAUAAUUAACACAUAGAUUUUGAUCUUUAAGGGUUAGAGUAUAGUAUCAUGUCCGAAAGAUCAAUCAAUUCAAGUUCUAAAUAGCGUUUUCAUACUCAAGGUAUGCGGUACCCCGGAUUUCACCCUGGGUACCGUAGAACUCCCGGUGGUUCAGGCUAGCGUAUGUCAGUCGUACAUUGUACGCCCGUCGAGUUUUACUAUUUAGAGCACGAAUUAACCGAAAUUUUGGGCAUGAUACUAUACCCUAACCUCUAAUGGGUGAACCCCAGUCCCUAAUUCCCUAACCCAAGCCAUGAGAUUCAUUUAUUCUAAAAAAUAAUAACUGACGGUUCUGAUUUAGCGAAAUAUAUCGAAGUGUACAAAUCAAGUGUGAACACAGGUGUACAACGUACGCCUGACGUAUGCUAGCCUCUGCCAUAUAUAUAUAAUGUGUGUGUGGUUUUGGCUGGCGUACGCUAAACAUUAGUGUUUCGGUUAACAAAUUUUGACAUAAGUUAUAAAUGGGACGUGAAAGUGACAUCAUUUAUGAUUAGAAAACCGAAGCAUCACAAGUAGGUGUGCUAAAUAUUGGGAAUUUUCAAUAUAAACAUACUACAAACUCUGUUAAAAAUCAAGAACAUAAAAUAUUUAGAAAAUAAAAAAUAAUUUAGACAUUUAAAUACGUUGAUUAAUAUAAAUUAUAAAAUAAAUCUCACCGGCCAACGGGCCGGAUAAAAAGCUAGUGAAAUAUAUAGAAAAACGGGCUACACCCAAAACCGUUGCCAUACCGCCCAUUAGGGCUGGAUUUUCGGUUAGAUCGGUUAUAACCGAUAACCGAAAUGUCGGUUACCGGUUAACCGCGACGCCAGCAGUGUCUACCGCCAACCGCCCGACGGAAACCAUCGGUUAGCCGACAACCGACCGGUCGGUUACCGGUUAGUUGCUCGAUUAACCGUGGUAACCGCAACUUCCUUCCGCCCUUCUUCUUCUCUGCAAGACAAUCCAAAAGCAGAGGAGCUUCCUCUGAAAAACUCCGCUCCCUCACCCCACACAAAAAAUUCCGCCAAACGCGGCCUUACCCACUUCUCCUCUCCCGCCAUAGAUUCCACCUCCUACUUCUUCCUCUUCUCCUCUUCAAAAAAGCUUCCAUCUUUCUCUCUUUCUCUGCGGAGACCCAACAAAUUAAUGCUGCUACUGCUGCUCUGAAAUUCUUGUGAGAACCGAGAUAAAAAUGGCUUUCCAAGACCACAUGUCGCAAGAAAUGGGCUUCCAGCCGCCGCCGCCGCUCUCCGCGGCCUCCGCAGGGCCUUCGUGGCUGAACAGCGCCGUCCUCCGCCGCGGCGACGGCAGCGACAGGAGCGAGAACGACAACAACAACAACCACCACCACCACGGCGGCGGAGGUGGGGAAGAUGAGCUUCUGGACGGCGGCGGGGGAGUGGGGGAUUGGGAGAGGGCGAAAUGCAAGGUAACCGAGUGGCGCUGGGGCACGGAGAAGACAGAAGGCCGAUGGCGGCGGCGGGGGUCGCGGCGGAGGUUGCUGCGGGGAAGGAUUUGCGGCGGCGGACUCUCGCUGGCGGCGAGGACUGGUGUGGGCGUCGAUGCAGAGAAGGGAAGGGAAGGAAGAAGUUUGAUUCUGCAAAUUGGGGAUGGAAGACGAAGUCGAAGUCGAAUUAGGGUUUUGGUGAAACGCUGAAGAGUGGGCAGCUGGGCGGCGUUUUGUGGGGGGGGGGUUGGCCGUGUCGGUUAGCCGGUUAACCGGCAGUUAGAUCCGUCGGUUAGCCGGUUAACCGCCACCUCCAAUAUCCCUACCGAGCACCGCCCACGUACAUUUUUUUCGGUUAGUCGGUUAACCGGUAACCGGCGGUUAUCGGUUUAACCGGCCGGUUAACCGAUAACCGCUAACCGAACGGCCACCCUACCGCCCAUACCUACGGAGGAAUUAUUUAUGGUCUACCGGUUUCAUUAAAUAGCUGCUACAGCAUCUACCGCUUUAUGGCCAAAAGGGCUGCCAGUCGCAGCUGGCUUAUUUGCGGAACGAAAUAAAGAGCAGUACUCAAUUGGAUACACAAAAAAGUCUUUGGCUUCUGAUGGAUACGGCAGUUUGCGGUUGGAUUUAAUGCCAAAAUGCCAUUUUCUUUGUAGGCUCAAGUAAAGUAAACUGUGGGUGGGUUUUGACUUUUAAAGCUCAUUGGCCGUGGCCAGUCAAGACUGAGUCAUCGGUCGCGAUUUUGCGCUACUUCAACUUCCUCCAUUACCACAUCAAGCAGUUAUGGUGUCAGGGAUGAAUCUCUUUAUCUAUACUAGUGUAAGCCCGCUCGUUAUCGUUUUGCGUGUGAGCGAGGAUGUGAUAUUAAAAUUAUUAGUUUAAAUUUUGACUCAAAAGUAAAAAGCUUGUCAUCUACAACUCCAUGUAGUCGACGCAGAGAUGAAAUUUAAUAAGGGAGAAGGGCCGUUGAGCAAAUUAUUUAUAUGUUUAAGUUGUAAACACAGGGUUCAAGUUGUUUUGAUCAUAUUGAAUAGGUUGGAUACCCAUAGACCAUAGGUUUGUGUGCUCAAAAGCGGAUAAAACUCGCUCCAUACCAAAAACUUCACAAACACCGAGCUCAACUCACCUUGACUGGUUUCGAAAUGAGUUUUUAACAAUUCACAUUCGGCACAACAUGCCAAUUCCAAAAGUAGAUAAAAACGCACUCUCGAUACAAAACUCGUUAGCCCCGACUGUGGGUUCAAUUGCCAUUCUUAACCAAAAGGAAAAGGAGAAAUAAAAAACCAUUAAAGCGGACAAAACUUACUCUCGAUCCAAAACUCGUUUAGCUCGCUCUAACCCGGUCGAAUCGAGUUCUUAACAAAUUCACACUUGACCCAACCUGCCAACUACAAAAGCGGACAAAACUCGCUCUCGAUAUACAAAACUCGUCAAGACCAUGGAUUUGGGGUUCAAUUGUCAUUCUCAACAAAAGGGGGGAAAUUUUUAAAAAAAAAUACUAAUGUUGGAUUUGAGUCGCUUUGAAAUCGUCAAGACCCUGAGUUUGAGUUCAAUUGUCAUGCUUGACUAUAAGGAGAAAGAGAAAUAAUUAGAAAACAGUAAAGAAUAUGAAACUCGAUCUCAAUACAAAACUCGAUCGGCAGCACAUAGCAUAUUUAAUAUGGAUUUUCGGUAGCAGUCUUGGGACACGGUGGAUGGGUACAACUUAAGAUUCGACCAAUAGUGUUUGGAGAAGGGUUGUGAAUUUAGUGGGCGAAGGCAAGGAUUGUGCAUAAUAGAUAUGUUAUGGAUAU